CCUUCCGGCGGGCGCCGGGGUUUUGCGUCAGAGCGCGAUGGCGGCGCCGGGGGUGUCGAAGGCCGAGUACCUGCGGCGGUACCUGAGCGGCCCCGCCGAGCCCGCCCAGCCCCGCCGCCGCCGCAAGAAGAAACCGCCGGGCGGCACCGGCAGAGCCGGCAUGCGGAUCGUGGAUGACGAUGUGAGCUGGAACAGCAUCGCCGCCGCCCCGGACAGGGAGGAGGAGGAGGACGAGGGGGACAUGCCUGUGGUGGCAGAGUUCAUUGAUGAGCGCCCCGAUGAGGUGAAGCUCAUGGAGGAAUUCCGAACAAACUCCAAAUGGAAACUUCUAGGAGAUGAGGACUCGCAGAGUUCGGAUGUUUCAGGGGCUGCCAAGUCUGGCUCCAGGAGACAGCGCCACGACUCCCCAGAGCCCUCGCCCCCAGCAGGGAAACACAACGGCUCCUUGGAGCUCUCACCUCUGAGACGGCAGCGCCACGACACCCCUGACCUGUCCCCUCCCAGGAGACAGCGCCAUGACACCCCUGACCUGUCCCCUCCCCGGAGACAGCGUCAUGACACUCCUGACCCCUCACCUCCCAGGAGACAGCGUCAUGACACCCCUGACCCCUCACCUCCCAGGAGACAGCGCCAUGACACCCCUGACCCCUCACCUCCCAGGAGACAGCGCCAUGACACCCCUGACCUGUCCCCUCCCAGGAGACAGCGUCAUGACACCCCUGACCUGUCACCUCCCAGGAAAAGACGUCACGACACCCCUGACCUGUCCCCUCCCAGGAGACAGCGUCAUGACACCCCAGACCUGUCACCUCCCCGGCGGCGGCAGCGUCACGACACCCCUGACCCCUCACCUCCCAGGAGAAGGCGUCACGAUACGCCAGACCUGUCACCUCCCAGGAGACAGCGCCAUGACACACCAGACCUGUCCCCUCCCAGGAGACAGCGCCAUGACACCCCAGACCUGUCACCUCCCCGGCGGCAGGGUCGGGAUUUGUCUCCUCGGAGAGAGAAGCCGGGGUCCCCGAGUGGGAAAAGGAGCCGAACAAAAGGACGGGCUUCGCCUGCUCAGAAGGACCAGCACAGGUCACGGAGUCCCCCGGAGCACUCCCCACACCGCCGGGAUGCCAAGGGCUCUCCCAAGAAGGCUGACACAAUGGCAUACGGGGUCAGAGCUGGCCUGCUGUCGGCCGAUGUCCUGCAGAGGGAGAAGCAGGAGCUCCGGAAGCACGAGAGGAGCACCAAGCACCUGGAAGAGGAAUCCCGGAACGCUCAGACCGUGUACCGAGACAAGUCCGGCCGCAAGAGGAACCUGGCCCAGGAGCAGCUGGAGCAGAGGCUGAAGGCUGAGGCAGAGUCCAAGAGAGAAGAGCAAUAUGCCAAGUGGGGAAAAGGGCUGGCACAGGAGAGGCAGCAGCAGCAGAACGUGGAGGAUGCAGUCAAGGAGAUGCAGAAGCCCUUGGCCCGUUACAUCGAUGACCAGGACCUGGAUCGAAUGCUGAGGGAACAGGAGAGGGAAGGAGACCCCAUGGCUGCUCUCAUCAAGAAAAGGAAGGCCAAGGAGAACAAGGAGAAAGAAAAACCCAGGUACAAGGGACCAGCACCUCCACUCAACAGGUUUAACAUCUGGCCUGGGUAUCGCUGGGACGGUGUGGACAGGUCCAACGGGUUCGAGCAGCAGCGCUUCGCCCGCAUUGCCAACAAGAAGGCGGUGCAGGAGCUCGCCUACAAGUGGAGCGUCGAGGACAUGUAGGGACAGCUCCUGCAGUGACCCACAGGCACCACCCACAGAGCCCUGAGGAAUGGAACAAGCCCUGUCCUCGGCAUUCAGCAGCUCACUGGACCUCCCUGUCAGCCAGAGCCUCCAGCUCUCUGGGGAGGACACCUCUUCUUGUUUGUUUUCUAACAAACUUCUGUUCUAUGCCAAAUGCUUUGACCUCUGAGGGUGGUUCCCAAGUCUUCAGGUGUCCUAAAUCUCAGGUGAAAAUCUGCUGAACACUUGGGCUUGGGAGAGUUCCCCUUGUGCAGUGGGUCAGACUGCUCCAGAACUCAGGUUAAGUUGAACUUCUGAACUUUUGUUAAGUUUAUGCAGUUAUUUUGCCAUGCAGAUCAUGCAGGAAGUUCACCAACGUGCAGGAAAGUUCAAACUCAGCUUCUCCUGACCCUGUCCAAACAGGAAGCCGAGCAGGGAAUGCUCUGGCACUGGAAGAAUGACCUGCAGUGCUGCACUGGGCAGCAAGAUCUUCAGGAGCCUCAGCAAUUCUUCAGGGGUCCAUUUCUAGUGGAAGUAAAUGUGUAGAGAAUCAGGACUUAAGACCUGGAAUUGCUUCCCCCCUGGUCUGGAGCAGCUGGUCCCCCCAGACCCCUCUGGAUUUGGGGCUGAUCUCAGCACUUCCCCCACGCUGCUGCCUGGGGCUCGCUCGGGGGGGAAGUGUAGCAGCCCUUCUCCUGUGAUCAGAUUUGUCAGUCUCAGAGCUGGAGGCCAGGCAGAGCUUCCCUUGAUCCCUGUGUGCCAGAAAGCACUUGUGGAAAUAAGUACAGUUGUUCUUGUUGAGGUCCCAGGGAGCAGGGAUGAAAUGCAGGCAGCAGUUUCCAUGGAGAUGCCUUGGCUGCAGCAGUGGGCAGGGGCAGGGCAGGAUCGCUCUUUCCAGGGAUUCUCCAGCGUUGGGAGGGCUGUGGGUGGGAGGGAUAGGAGCAAAGUCUGCUCUGGAGUGCCAGGCUCUUGGGACUUCCCUGGUUUUCAUCCCUGUGUAACAUUCCCAGCAGCCCUGGAAUUUGUGUGUUCACCUG
Poecile atricapillus (Black-capped chickadee) is the source of this 2787-nucleotide messenger RNA. RefSeq names its product BUD13 homolog (gene BUD13). The coding region runs from base 38 to 1750 and encodes 570 amino acids. Gene Ontology annotation, cellular component: U2-type spliceosomal complex; RES complex. The record is from RefSeq and is a predicted model, not a curated record. The transcript has 11 exons. Gene Ontology annotation, molecular function: RNA binding. Gene Ontology annotation, biological process: mRNA splicing, via spliceosome. Lineage: Eukaryota; Metazoa; Chordata; Aves; Passeriformes; Paridae.